Medicago truncatula (barrel medic) is the source of this 1055-nucleotide messenger RNA. RefSeq names its product dehydration-responsive element-binding protein 1E. The transcript has a single exon. The coding region runs from base 118 to 810 and encodes 230 amino acids. The record is from RefSeq and is a predicted model, not a curated record. Gene Ontology annotation, molecular function: DNA binding; DNA-binding transcription factor activity. Lineage: Eukaryota; Viridiplantae; Streptophyta; Magnoliopsida; Fabales; Fabaceae. Gene Ontology annotation, biological process: regulation of DNA-templated transcription.
CACAAAUACUCUCACGGUUACAUUACCUCAUUCCUCCUUCAACCAUGUUUCCCUAUAUAUACAACACUUCAAUCUUCACUUCAAUUCAAGCUUUUUCCACUCUUUGCAAUAUAUACAAUGUUUCCAUCUAACAACCCUUCCUCUUCACAUCCCUCUUCCUCAAAACCUUCAUCUUCCUCACACACAAUAUCACUUCCAAAUUUAGAGGUCUCUCGUGGGAUGUUUGUUACCAACGACGAGGUCCGGUUAGCUUCAACUACCCCGAAGAAGCGUGCAGGGAGGAAGAAGUUCAAGGAGACACGCCACCCGGUGUACAGGGGUGUGAGGAGGAGGAACUUAGAUAAAUGGGUGUGUGAAAUGAGGGAGCCUAACAAGAAGACUAAGAUUUGGCUAGGGACUUUUCCAACGGCCGAGAUGGCAGCACGAGCACAUGAUGUCGCGGCAUUGGCAUUAAGAGGUCGCAACGCCUGUCUUAAUUUUGCUGACUCUGCCUCGCGGCUUCCUAUUCCUGCCACUACAGAGACAAGAGAUAUACAAAAGACGGCUGCAGAAGCUGCCGAGGCUUUCAGACCAGACAAGACUUUAACGACUGAUGACAAUGACAAUGCUGUAGCUGCAGCCGCCGCAGAGGAGCAGCUUAUGUUUAGUAUGGAAGAGGAAGAAGAAGAAGAGGAAGAGUUGAACAUUCCUGAGUCAUUGAGGAAUAUGGCUCUAAUGUCCCCUACACAUAGCUUGGGGCAUGAGUUUGAACAUAUUGAUCAUGGAGAUUUUCAAGAUGAUGAGGUGUCACUAUGGAGUUUUUCAGUUUGAUUUUUUUGUUAUUUUUAUAUGUUUCUUCAAUUUGAUUUGUUUGGCUUACUUUCAAGUUUUAUUAAUUUUUUUUAUGUGAGUUUACUUUUAUUUUUGGAUUGCAGAAUAGAAAAUUGUUUGUACUGGACCAUUUUUAGUAGUGGUACGGAUAAUACUAUAGAUGGAAAUUGAUAAAGAUUUUGUAUUUUUUUUGUAGCUUUUCUGUGAAUCUAACUAAUCGGGUAUAAAGUGCAUCCCUUUUUUAA